Messenger RNA from Protopolystoma xenopodis, 351 nucleotides. Lineage: Eukaryota; Metazoa; Platyhelminthes; Monogenea; Polystomatidea; Polystomatidae. The record is from the annotation of a GenBank genome assembly.
AUGUCGGCUCUCCUGUCUGCAUGCCUGUUGGUCUGCCGGUCUGUCCGAGAGCCUGGCAAUGGGCUUGGCAGUGGUACUUUUUGCAGGAGGUGGAGGUACAAAGACAGACAGUCAAUGUCUGCCGGCUUGGGUACGCGGCUUGUCUGUCCAGAUUCGAACGCAGCUCCGGCCAAAUCCGGUCAGGGCAAAGUCUGGACUAAGCAAUUGUCGCUAUCCCAUCCAGGCAAUUACCUAAUGGCCGCCAGACAGUCAAUGUCCGGAUUCUUUCUCUCGCCAGCCCUCAACAUCACACUUACAACAUUAUCGCCUUCAAGCCCAAAACUAUGCAUUCGUGAGAUAAGCCAACUCUGA